UGCGCGCGCGCGGGCGCGCUGAAGCGUCAUCCUUUCUUCCUCUCAGUGAACGCGCAUCACUUGUGUGAAAACGGCGCUCGGCACGCUGAACUUUCUUGUCCGUUCGGCUCCGCUCGGCUGCACUCGGCUCGGUUCGGCUCGGCUCGGUUCGCUCCGUCUGUUCCGAGGUGGUUUUUUUUCGUCUCCCGGUUCCGUUGUUGCUCCUCAUCCUCACUUUCGGCGUUUUUUCUUCCUGAUCUCUGUGACUCGGAGGAUCCACCGGGGCGAGCUGAGCUGGCUGGCGAACACUGGGCGAGGCUGGAGAGGAUCUUUCGAGCUCGCCGCUGCACCGACUGACGAACCCUCGCUGUCGCCAGAGCGCCGUCCGCCUGUAGAGCAGCAUCCACCCCGUGAGCUGAGCGUCAGUCGUCCCUGCCCUGCGGCCACGGACCACUACCAAUCCAGUGGAGAUGAAGCCGGAUGGGGUUGCCACGGCAGCACUGGAGCCGAUGGAAGGGUUGGAGUCCGACGCCGUGAAUGAGGCGGCGCCGGCUGCGGGACAGGAGCCCAACCAGGCGGCCAGUCCGGCCGAGGAGGAGGUGCCACAGAAGCCCGCGGCGGAGACGGGUCAGGAGGAGCCAGAGAAGGCCAAGGAAACCCCCGCCGCCAAGACCGGCAGCAAAACCUCAGGAGACCCCAAAGCCAAGACUGCCAACAAGCCCACGGCCAAGACAAAACCCGGCAGCGCCAAGACCACGCCCGGCUCCAAGACCGGCACGCCUCAGAGCCGCCUGUCCAAUGGCGUCUCCAAACCCCAGACCAACGGCGUGGCCAGGAAGACGGCCACGACUCCCGCCGACAAAAAGAGCACCACGACCCCAGCCCCCUCCAAAAAACCCGCGGGGACGACCGGAGCCGCCGCCGCCAAGAGCGCCGCCGCGAAAGUGGGUGAGAAGAAAGCCACGGGGGGCGCCACCAACGGGCCGAAGCCGGCGACCGGAACAGCAGCGGCCAAAAAGACCACGUCCACAGCUGCUAACGGUGUCAAAUCCGGCGCCGCGGCGGCUGCUGCUGCUAAAAAGCCCCUAGCACCCAAGACCACAUCUGCGACUUCCACCAAACCCAGCUCCGCAGCCAAGCCCGAUAAGCCUCCUGUUUCCAAGACGACCAGGCCGUCGACCGGCACCACGGCGUCGACUCGUCCCGCCACAGGUUCAACUCGGCCGCCCACUGCCAGCACUGCCAAGAGCUCCACAGCCACAGCCAAACCUGCCACCCCCAAAACCCCCUCCACCGCCUCCACUGCCAAGGCCGCUGCCACCAAAUCAGCCUCCACGACCCCCUCUGCUGGUAAAGCCCCGGCGUCGCAAGCAUCCCGGAGCGCAGCCCCUGUGAAGAAAGAUGUUACCAAACCCGCUGCCAGAAAGCCGGCAGACUCCCCCCUCACUCGACCUUCCUCCACAACGAAGUCGGCAAAGCCCGAGACCCCCAAGUCGGCCUCAAAAGCCGAAGCCACUGCCAAAAAGCCUCCCAGUAAGCCUGCAGACACAAAAACGCCCAACCGCUCCAAACCCCAGGAGAGCAAGGCCACGCCCGCCAAGACCCCCGUCUCCAAGGCCAAGACCUCCAGCCCCAAGAAGACCGUGGGAAGCAGCACCCCCACUCCGGUCAAACGUGGCCCCAAAGCCGCCGCGGCUGCCGAGCCCGAGAAGGAGAUCGCUGCUGCGGUGGCCGCCGCCGCCGCCAUUGCUACCGCCGCCGCCGUCAUGGCUGGACCAGAGGAACCAGAACCAGUAGAGACCCCUGCUCCCGCUGUGGAAGCUGCCCCAGAACCGGUCCUGCCUGCAGUGCGUGAGCCGAGUCCAGAACCCCCACGAGAACCAACUCCAGAACCUGUAAGAGUACCCACUCCAGAACCUGUUCGAGAACCAACACCAGAACCAGUCAGAGAGAUGUCUCCAGAACCUGUUCGAGAACCAACACCUGAACCUGUUCGAGAACCAACACCUGAACCUGUUCGAGAACCAACACCUGAACCCGUCAGAGAAAUGUCUCCUGAACCUGUGGUAGCAGUCCCGCCUCAGCCGUCGGCAGAGCCAGAACAGGAGCCAGAACCGGUCCAUGAAGCACCUCACCUUCAGAUGUCGGCUCACAUGGAUCCGCUGAAAUUCGAAACGUCUGUUCCGUCCCUGGGAACCACAGUGAUGUCUCCCCCCAGCUCCCCCCCCGGCCUGGCCUCACCCGUCAGGGAACCGGAGAGCGCCUCCUCCCUGCUGGACAUGCACGCCCAGCCGGAUCUCUGGGACCAGAACCAGGUCGUGGCUCCUUCUGAUCCAUUCAGUGCCCCUCAGUACCAGGCAGACCAGCAGAAGGACCUUUACCAGCAGUUUGGAGGAGCGGAGACGAGGGAGGAGGAGGAGCAGGAGGAAGAGGAGGAGGAGGAGGAGGAGGAGGAGAACCUGUUGAUGCCUACCUGCACUGCUCCAGUGGCCUUUGACGUUAUGGCGCAACCCAACCUGAUGGGCUCCUCACCCCGGGAGGAGUUCAGCCCCAGAGGACUGAUUUCCCCCAGUGACAAGGAGGAGGCCGUGGAAAAGGCUGAUCAGGAGAUCAAUGAAGAUGAUGAUGAGGAGGAGGACGAUGAAGACGAGGAGCAGAGGAGGCUCGGUCAUCAGCCUUCGUCCGUGAUCACCGACAUGAGCACGUCUCAGCCGUCUGAGGAGCUCCAGGCCCGGUCCUCGGCGUUCAGCGGCUCGGCCGGGUGGCACGGGGACGACUUCCUGUCGGGCAUGGACUCCGAGGACGUGAGCAGCUGCACCAGCAGCCGCCAGCAGGGGGUGUCGGACCUCAGCAGCACCCAGCACACCGCCAUCCUGGAGGGCACCCAGAGCUCCGACGCGCUGGUGGACACCAGCCUGCGCGGCUCAGACGGCGACGGCAACUUCAUGGGCUCCCCCAACGUGGAGACGCUCGCCAACGAGGAAGAGGAGGACGAGGACGACGAGCGCGUGGACGACAUGGACCUGAGCUCGGAGAGAGUGGAGGAGCCUCACAAAGCAUACCAGGACCAGGAGGAGGAGGACGAGGACGUGGAGAUGCAGAGUGAGGGCGUGACGGAGAGCUGCGGCAACGCCGACGAGGACGACUUCAACGAAGAGGAGCGUCUGGACAACCUGAACCGCUCCGGCGCCGCUCCGGCCGUCCCUCCGGCCUCGUCCUGGGGUCAGUCCAACCCCUUUGCCGACCCCUGGGCUCAGCCGGCCUCGCUGCUCUGCGCCUCCUCCCCCAGCCCGCUGUCCGACCACGGCGCCGCCGAGUCGGAGACGCCCACUCAGUCUCCAGCGCAGGCCUGUUUGGACAGCGGCGCUCCGUCCUUCGCCCCGCAGUCGGAGCAGGACCCGCAGGACCGCCGGUCCUCACACGAGCAGAUGAAGGACCCGGCGUCCGACGAGGGCCACGGUCUGCUGGCGGCGCCGGCGGUCGGCAUGUCUCAGUCCAGCACGCUGAGCGGCGCGGCUCUGGCCGCCCACAGCGGCAGCGAGACGAGCACGCCCGAGGACCUCCGCGACUACGACAGCAGCUCGGGGGUGGAGUCCCGGUCCGACAAGCAGCAGACGCCGGUGCCGGCGUCCGUCCAGCCCGACAUGGAGCAGGACCUGGGGAUCCACCUGGAGAAAGGGGACGGAGAAGAGGAGGAGGCCGAGACGCUCCCCGCCGACGAGGUGCUGGGAACCGGACCCCCGACUGCCCCGGCGUCCGUCCCGUCGUCCCCCUCCUCCUCCGGAGAUGAGGCCAGCGACACGGAGGGCGAGAUGCAGAUCAACGACCCCGACGCCCCCAUGACGAUGGACGAGAGCGCCGGCUUCGAGAGCCCCCCUCCUGCCCACAACCUGCCCGCUCUGGAGGAGGACGAGGAGGCCGGCGACGCCCCCGCCGGCGAGGGCGAGGAGGACGGGGGCGGAGCCACGCCGCAGUCCGCCAACUCCGUGGCGUCCUACGGCUUCGACUGCACCACGUCCAACUCCAACGCCCACUCCAUGGCGGAGAGCUGCGGGAAGAGCCCCGGCAUCUUCUCCCUGGAGAACGAGGAGCAGCUGCCCGACGAGGCCAAGGACCCCUCCCUCAUCAAGGAGCUGACGCUGCCGCCGGCCGCCGCCACCGCCCACGCAGACGACCUGCUGGGCCGGCCCGUGGACCUGAUGCCUCUGGGCCACCCGGGAGACAAGCACCUGGACGACCAGCACUACCUGCUGGGGGGGAAGAUGGCGGCGGAGGACGACGAGGACGAGGACCCGCUGGAGCCCCGGCAGGAGCAGCAGGACGCCAGCGACAGCCAGCCGCCGUACUACUCCAUUUCUGAUAAGACUGAUAGUUUUCUGGCAGGUAACGUAUAAGUCUCUCCUCUUCCCCCCGAAUGCACCUUUUCCCCGCAACCCUCCCCCUUACCUGUCGUUUGUUUUCUCUCCAGUUGGGUUAGAUGGCUUAGAAGAAGAAAAGGAGAGCGAGAUUGUUGGAAAAGAUUUUAAAAAAUAAACAAAUGAGAUGGUGAAAAAAAAAAAAUGACUGUAGCAAUUUUUAAAUGAAGCCUCUCUCUUUCAUACUGUUCUGGUCAUGGUUCUGAGUGUAUGGCUUAAACUCUUUAUGUACAAUAGCAACUACCAUUUUCUAGUAGAAUGUUCUUUUUAAGUAACACUGCAUAUUCUGUAGCCCCUGAGGGGGUAUUGACUGAUUGGUCCAAUGUGACUGAGCCUUUAAGCCGAAAAAGACAAAAAAAAAAAAAAAAAAAAAACUAAACAAAGGAAACCACAGAUGGAAUGAAAUGGACUCAUUGUGUAUUUAUCCUACUGUUUUUACCGAACAAAAUGUCAAUGAUCUUUUUUUUUUUUCUUCCUUUUGUAUUUGCUUAUUUGGGUUCUUUCUGUUU
This is a messenger RNA of Salarias fasciatus (jewelled blenny), 4903 nucleotides long. It is a transcript of the gene prr36b, whose product is annotated as proline rich 36b. The record is from RefSeq and is a predicted model, not a curated record. The transcript is spliced from 5 exons. NCBI's taxonomy places the organism in Eukaryota, Metazoa, Chordata, Actinopteri, Blenniiformes, Blenniidae. Bases 450 to 4373 code for a protein of 1307 amino acids.